Pisolithus orientalis is the source of this 246-nucleotide messenger RNA. RefSeq lists its product as uncharacterized. The transcript has a single exon. Lineage: Eukaryota; Fungi; Basidiomycota; Agaricomycetes; Boletales; Pisolithaceae. The annotation marks the transcript as partial. The record is from RefSeq and is a predicted model, not a curated record.
CAAGAAGAAGACACUUACCUUACUGCCAAUCGAAGCGAGUUUAUAGGUCGACGAAUCAUCGAGUGGUUGGCGAAGGGAGACACCGUCUCCAUGUUGGAUAUCAUGCAGAGACACAGCGGUGUCUCGUUUGGAUUGGGAGAUAUAUUGAACGAGUCAGACGCUAUACAUAUAGUACACAUAGCCUCGUUGCCACAAGGCACGAGAGACCCCUCCGUCUACUACAAGGCCAGCAUCAAAGGCACUUGA